UCUCAUCUCCUCUCCUACUCAUCUCUCUCCCUCUUUGUUUCCUUGUUUCCACAUAACAACUCUUACAAGAAUCUUCUUCAAAAACUCUUUAAGCCAUGGCAACUGUUGUAUAUCAAGGGUAUCAAUCUCAUUUUGAGUCUCAACACUUUGAGCCAAGAGCUCUAAGACUCAGACUCUCUUCUCCUAACAAUCCCCACUCAUCCACACCUCUCAAACCCCUUUUUCUUGACUCAUCCAUCACUCCACAAGACAACAUCUCUACCACUAAUGCAGCCUCCUCGCCAGCUCCUAAGCCGAACUCUAACUCCAAGUCUUGUAGCUUCCUCGAGACAAUCACAAACUCGAACUCUGAUGAUAAAGACAAGAAGCCAUUACUACCCUACGUUCAUUCCCCAUCUUCUCGUAGAACUCUCAGCGAUGAGAGCUUAGCAUUGUGCACUGAAAGCCUCGGUAGCGAGACGGGCUCUGAUGUUAUUACCGAUCAAGAUUUGUUCUCGGUUUCAUCCGAAUUACAAACCAUGGAGACUAAAACGUCAACCACCACAUCAAGAACAUCAAUACAAGAGAGGAAGAGGAAUGCAAUGGCUUCAUUUCCACCUCCUUUGACAAGUAUGAGAGGUUUUGAUUGCAUUCAAGUCAAGUCCCACCGUGAAAAUGGAAGAUUGGUAAUGUCGGCAAUGAAACCUCAGCCCCGGGAUAGAUGCUUACAGGACCGAAGUAAUGGCUGCGUCAGACUCGCGUUCUUGAUUGAAUCUGAUGACUAUACAGAGACCAAAGAAGAAGAAGAAACUAUUGAGAUAGAGAGAGAUAAUGAAGAAGAGGUUCCAGAGAACGAGGAAGAGGUUGAACAAGAAGAAGAAGAAGAAGAAGAAACCGAAGUGAUGGUUAUUGAGAAGAUUCAAAGAUCAAAUAGAUGUCAUGAAGGGGAACGAGAAAACAGAGGAUUUCUAACGUGGGAAUCUUUAUGUGUUGCCACUUCUUAAAAAAAACAAUAUAUCUAAUCUCUUUGUGAUCACAGUUUCACACACUUUUUUAUUUUAUUUCAUGCAUUGUAUUUUUGUUUUUGUAUAAAUAACAAGCGUUUCUCUUUUUAAUCACUCUCUAUGGUUAAAGAUUAAAUCACUGACAAAGACCUUG
Eruca vesicaria subsp. sativa (arugula) is the source of this 1137-nucleotide messenger RNA. Lineage: Eukaryota; Viridiplantae; Streptophyta; Magnoliopsida; Brassicales; Brassicaceae. The record is from the annotation of a GenBank genome assembly.